AUGCCUACUUUUGAUUCAGAUUCAAGUGGAUCUACCACUUCAACCGAGAGCCACAGUCGGAUCGGAUCGAUGAAACCAGAAUCAAAUAAUGCUUCAUCUUCUCAACCUUCACUGACAGAUAUACUUCCACUAUCAUCCCCAGAUUAUGAAGAAUAUGACUAUUUCAGUCCAAAGCAAAACACAAAAAAGCCAGAAGUCCCAUUGUGGAAUAUACUUCCACUGUACCACAUGUACACUUCUACUGUAUCAAAGAGUCUUCGAGUCACACAUGACGACCUCAACGAUACUGCGUUUGAGCCUCCCACCUAUGAUGAUUUGGCCACCUUAUCUUCGUGUCAGUCUGGUAGAGCAUCUGGUUCCUCGUCCACACCUGGUACCAUUGGUGCCUCAUAUGAAGAAUUGGAAUCUUUACCACAAUCCGUAGAUGCACAGAACCCAAAUUUGAUCAUUGCAGACGAAAGUUCUAAUUUAUGGCAAUGUACUAUUCUUGACAAUAUUCACACACUUAACAACUUGAGUGAUUCAGAUAACGUAUAUGCAAAGGCAUUAAAAAUUGAUGUAUUUUUCACCGAAGAAAUUGGAGAAAUGGGAAAAGAACCAGUGUUCAUUGACCCUCUGAAUUACGAGUAUAAGCAAGGAGAUUUGAUAAAUGGAUACUUUUUGGUUGACAACCAAUCGGAUAAAGAAAUUUCAUUCGAUAUGUUUUACGUUCUCUUUGAAGGGAAUUUCAAAGUAUCUUCAAAUGUCUUCGGGACAAAUGGGAAAGAAACAUUUGUAACCAAAAAGUUCUUGGAGAUGUUUGACUUUAGUGCCUCUUGGCAUUACGGUUACAUUAACCGAUUAUUGUCUGAAUACACCAAUCCAUACACAUGUCCUGAUCUGGUUGACCCAAUAGAUAAUACUCAAUUAUCAUUUGGAGCCGAGAGAACUAUUAAACCGUUUAUUAAACAUAAACGGUUCUUCACAUUCAAAAUUCCUGAUAAAUUGUUAGACUCUUCAUGCCAACACAACUUAUCAAGUCAUACUGAAACCCCACCAAGUAUUGGUUUAGCCCUGCGUGAUCAAUUGAAAAACUUACACAACUCAAAUUUUGUGAAGACUUCAGCUACUACUAACGAUGGAAGAUUAAAAGACUUUUCAUUCUUCAAUACAUGUAUUAAUUAUAGUGUUGAUGCUAGAUUUAUUGGUAAAGCGUCUAUGUACGGGGUUUUACCAGACAGGAAUCAAGAUGAGGCUACUCUUGUCAAUACCACUGGGGAUGAGUUUAUCAUCCUUAGAGAUACCCAUCAACUGAUCAGAAUCAUUGAAGAAACUAAAAUAUCAAACGAUCUUGAGUUAAAGGCUGCACAAAGAGUUAGCAAAGAUUUAUUUGACAAUUUUAAAGCUCGGGUAGAUGAUGAAGUCACACGCGGAGAAGAACUUCUUGCAGCUAAGCUAUCUAAGACUUCAAGUAAAGAACCUAGUUUUCUAAGCUCUAUUAUUUCUCCAAUAGGUUCAAAUUCGGCUAAUAGCUCAAGUUUAAACUCCAACACAUUCAAUUCCCGCACAUAUUCUGAAAACACAAUUGCGUCAACUAUAGCUAAAGAACUAGCCAAAUGCCAACAAAUGUAUAAACCAUCACAAUCAAGAAGAAAAUCUAAAGCAGAGUCAUUGGAAAAUUCGGAACAUGAUUAUUAUAAGAUAUUCUAUCCCAUUCAAAAGAGAUCGAUUACUGGUACAGCAAAGUUCUUGGGGACUUUAGUUGCUUGUACCCCAAAAGUACACUACAGUAUUUUAUACAUUCCUCCACCACUGUACCGUACAGAUGAAGUUGAUUCUAGUUCCUGGAAUAUUGACGUACCAAUUGAUCUUGAAUAUGUCAUACCAGGUGCAAAUUCGGCAAGCAAGAAUCUUAAACUUCCAGAAAUCAAAUCUUUUGGAGCCGAAUUAAUUGCACUUACAAUUAAAUCCGAAAUAGGAAGUAUCCCCAUUGAGUUCAAUCAUGACAUGUUAUUUGAUAAUAAUCAACUGAUGGAAAAAACUCAUAAGCUGGCAUAUGAGUAUGAAACUGAUUUUUUUGAAGACCAUGUCAUUAAACCACUCAAAGAAAAAACCAAGAAAUUACAAUCGAUUUCACAGCAAUUGGGACCUGGUGUUUUCAGAAUGGAUUUAAAUCUUGUAGAGGAUUUAAAAACGUUGUGCAAAUUGAAGACCAAGCAUAUGAAUUUAGUAAUUGACCAGGUGAAAUUAAAGCUGAUUAAUAAUAAUAAAGAAAUUCCAUCCUCCGAAAUUCCCUGGGAAGUCAAAUAUAAACCUCUGAAUGCAGAAUCCCCAACAACAUAUAAAAAGAGUUUCACAGUAUCAAUUGAUUUAACCUCUGGAAGGUUGAAGAGUGGAGAAACGAUGUCAAAAUUAAAGGCAUAUGAUAACUAUAACUUAAUUCCAGAUUUCCAAAUGUGCCAAAUGACAAGGUUCUACUAUAUCAAAGUAUUAAUUGCGCUCCAGAAGGGGGAAACAAUUGUAGUAAACGUUCCCCUAGAAGUGAAAAAAUAA
This is a messenger RNA of [Candida] anglica, 2532 nucleotides long. The record is from the annotation of a GenBank genome assembly. Lineage: Eukaryota; Fungi; Ascomycota; Pichiomycetes; Serinales; Debaryomycetaceae.